Messenger RNA from Coregonus sp. 'balchen', 440 nucleotides. The record is from the annotation of a GenBank genome assembly. NCBI's taxonomy places the organism in Eukaryota, Metazoa, Chordata, Actinopteri, Salmoniformes, Salmonidae.
ACCAAGGAGGUAAACGCCACAGGGAAGUCGUUCACAGUGAAGAGCGCUCUGCAGCUGCAGGUGGAUCAGAGCGAUGACGGGGUGGCCUACACGUGCAGUGUGGAGCACGUGUCUCUCGCUUCCAACCCUUACCAGGUCACAGAGGUCCUGGAGGUCCACUGUGAGUUCUGGAACCUGAGCAACAUAACCAAAUAACUAGGGAUCAGAUGAUCGUACCCCUCGAUUCUACCAUUUCUAUUCAAUUGAAUAUUAACUCAACCACAGAUCUGGGGUUCAGGAUGUUUCAGUCACUGUCACACUAGCAUGGAUGAUGUUUUCAUAAUGUGUUCUUGUCUCUCGUCCCAGAUGCCCCCCAUGUGGAGAUCUCCCACACCAUGAUCAUCCCUCAGGAAGGACAGUACUUUAAACUGGAGUGUGUCUCCAAAGGAAACCCACUGUAA